AUGAGAGUCCAAACAACAGCAGCAGCGCUCCUGAGCGCCGUCUCUGCCGUCUCUGCCGCACCAACACUGGCAGAUGUGUCAGCUGCAGACGCCAAAAAAGAGGCUCGCGAUGUGGACACUCUGUAUCCAUACACAGGACCCGAGGUGCCGGUGGGAGACUGGGUCGAUCCGUCCGUCAACGGCGUCGAGGGCAGCGGGUUCCCACGUCUCGUCGAGCCGCCAGCAGUCACACCUGCAAGCGAGAAGCCAACCAACAACAUCAAUGUCAUCUCGCUGUCCUAUAUCCCAAAUGGCAUGAACAUUCACUUCCAGACGCCCUUUGGCUUGGACGAGGACCCGACGGUCUACUGGGGCGAGUUCGGCAACAAGAACCUUACCUGUAUGGCCAAGGGGACAUCCUCAACCUACGACCGCACGCCUCCUUGCUCUCUCGUCUCGGUCACGCAGUGCAGCCAGUAUUUCCACGAUGUCCAGAUCGAGGACUUGAAGCCGGGAACGACCUACUAUUACCAAAUCGCUGCCUCCAACGGCACUACAGCCUCUGAAGUAUUGACCUUUAAGACGGCCGCCGCUGCUGGCACCAACACGCCUUUUACGGUUGCCAUUGUCAAUGAUAUGGGCUAUACCAACGCGGAAGGCACGUACGCCCAGCUGCUCAAGAACUCGCUCAACGGCUCCAUCAACUUUGUCUGGCACGGCGGUGACAUCUCGUAUGCGGACGACUGGUACGACGGCAUUCUCCCAUGCGAGGAUGACUGGGAUGUGUGCUACAAUGGAACGGCUUCUCGGCUCCCUCCUGGUGACUAUCCGGAGAGCUACAAUACGCCUUUGCCGGAGGGCGAGAUUCCUAACCAAGGAGGCCCCCUGGGUGGUGACAUCUCGGUUGUCUACGAGUCGAAUUUUGAUAUAUGGCAGAAUUGGAUGCAAAAUAUCACUUCGAAGGUGCCGUACAUGGUCCUGCCAGGGAACCAUGAGGCGUCGUGCGCGGAAUUUGAUUCUGACACUAAUACCUUGAGUGCAUACCUGGAUUACGAUGAGGCCAACUCCACGUUGCCUACUACCAAUUUGACGUACUACAGUUGCCCUCCGUCGCAGCGAAACUUCACCGCCUUCCAGUACCGCUUCCGAGCUCCGGGCCCCGAGUCCGGUGGUGUAGGUAAUUUCUGGUACUCGUUCGACUACGGUUUAGCCCACUUCAUCGCCCUCGACGCAGAGACGGACUACGCCAACUCGCCCGAGUGGCCUUUCCUCCGCGACAUCGAGGAGGGCGCCAACCCAAACGAGACGCACCCGACGCUGGCCGAGACCUACGUGACGGACUCUGGUCCCUUUGGUCAAAUUGAAGAUGAUGCCAUUAACGAUAACACGGCCUAUGAGCAGUAUAAGUGGCUGGUGAGCGAUCUUGAGGCUGUCAACAGGACCAAGACGCCCUGGGUCAUCGUCAUGAGCCACAGGCCCAUGUACAGCACGGAAACGGCCAGCUACCAGGCGUAUAUUCGUGCCGCAUGGGAAGAGGUGUUUCUCAAGUACGGGGUGGAUUUGUACCUUGGUGGGCACAUCCACUGGUAUGAGCGCCUGUUCCCGCUGACUGUCAACGGCACCAUUGACACCAUGAGCGUUGUCAACAACAACACGUUUCUCACCAAUGCUGGCACGAGCAUCACGCACAUCAUCAACGGUGCUGCGGGCAAUAUAGAGAGCCACAGCACGCUUGAUGAGGGGCAGUCGUGGGCUGCGUAUACGGCGGAGCUGGAUGACGAGCAUUAUGGGUUUGGCAAGCUGACUAUUGAGAGCGAGAAGGAGUUGACGUGGACAUUUAUUCGUGGGGAUGAUGGGAGUGUGGGGGAUAGCCUGACCUUGAAAAAGAGGGAUUAA
Molecule: messenger RNA, 1875 nt
Organism: Cryphonectria parasitica EP155
Lineage: Eukaryota; Fungi; Ascomycota; Sordariomycetes; Diaporthales; Cryphonectriaceae
Exons: 2
Coding region: 1-1875 (624 amino acids)
Molecular function (GO): acid phosphatase activity; metal ion binding
Source: RefSeq, a predicted model, not a curated record